ACCCGUACAAGAAAUUGUGCUGGCGAUCUGGAAUUCUGUAUGACAUUCUUUAUUUAUUUUCUUGCCCAAUAAAGACCCUCAGAAGGAAACAGAGCUUCCUUUCCCUUUCCUUAUUGGCGAAGAGGCCAGCGGCAUCUACGCCUUUUGGCGGCUAUGGGGCCACACUGCAGAGGCAUCCAAGUCUUCGAGCUUCCAUAGAAAAAGAAAAAGAGAAAGAGAAAGAGAAUCGAAGAAGAAGGAGGAAGACGAUCCUGAGGAAGAAGGAUAGAUAAGAGGAAAAUGGUGAUGCGCGAUUCUUUCCUCCAUGGCAUCCUCCUCCUUUUCUCCUUCUUCGUUUUCUUUGCCCACCACGCCGGAGCAGAUCAGGAAACAACUCCUCGAUGCAAGGCGUGGCUAGUCCAGUCUAUUCCCACCGACAUGCCCCAUCUCAAACAUGUGCCAGGCGUCCUCUCCACUGAGGAGGUGUUCCGGUGGCUCGCCGGAAACGCAACGGAGAGAUUGGACCUGAUCGUGCAGUACUGGCAGCUGGUGGCCUCGCCGGAGAACCCGCUGUCCGGCGAUUAUGGCUACUCCAGCGAGGAAAUGAAGACUUUUGGGGCUGACGCAGGCGCCGGCGUUUAUCGGGCGAUCGAAGAUGCUGCUGAUCGCAGCGUCUCCGUCAGGAUUGUGCAGCACUCUGGAGUUUAUCCUGAUUACUGCAAUGAAUCUUCCAAAUUAGCCUAUGGGAGGCCUAACGUGGAGAACGUUACACUACUCUUCGAUGAUUGGUGGGGAUCUGGCAUCGUGCAUGCCAAAGUGUGGAUAGCAGAUGGCAAAGACAUGUAUAUUGGGUCUGCCAACAAUGACUGGAAGUCUCUUACUCAGGUGAAGGAGGUCGGUGUUUAUCUUGUAGAUUGCCAUCCGAUAGCAAAGAAGGUUGAGGUCUACUUUCAGAACCUGAUGAAACUUUCCUCCCUGAAUUCUUCUACAUACUCUAAAAGAAUUUGGGACAGUGUGUGGCAAGUUCACAGAAACGUACCCUGCUGGUCACAUUUUGUGAAUGCUCGUGACAGGUGCAGGUCACCUCUCCCUGGACUUGUGGAGACACCCCAUGUUAUUGGCUAUCCAGCCCUAGAAAAUCCGUACAUGUUUGAUGUGCCAAUGAACAUGCCUGACUACAACCAUAACAUCUGUGGCAACCAUCGAAGCUAUGUAUCAUUUUCACCUCCGGAGCUUUCAUUUGGGAAGUUCCAGUCUGAUGAACAAGCAUGGAGUGACACAAUUAAAUCUGCACGCUAUAAAGGAACUGUUAGAAUUAGUACGAUGGACUGGCUUGGUCAGUCACAGUAUGUAAAACAGCCUAUUUACUGGUCAUCACUUGCAUCUGCAAUAUCAGAGGUGGUCUUCUCGAAGCAUGCAAGAGUGAAAAUUCUGGUGGCAUAUUGGGCACACAACAUUGACAGCACUGAUCAGUAUUUGAAGUCCCUCCUCUACACUAACACUCUAUGUGAGUCUUCAAGAUACAACCGAUGCACAGGUAAAGUUGAGAUAAAGUACUACAAGGUGCCUGGGUUCAACAUGACUGGAGCUGCAGUUAAUAAAGGACAAAAGACAGCAAACAUUUAUCCAGCUUACUCCAGAGUAAACCAUGGAAAAUACGCAGUCAGUGACGUUCGUGCUCAUAUUGGGACCAGCAACCUGUUAUGGGACUAUUUUUUCACGACAGCAGGUGUGAGCUUUGGCACUUAUCAUCCUGCCAUCGUUUCUCAGCUGCAAGAGAUCUUUGAUGCGGACUGGGAUUCACCAUAUUCUGUUCCAGUUGAGCCAUUAGCCAGGCCAUGGAGGACAGAAAAAUAAACACGCCACACAUUUUUCAAUAACAGAUGACUAAAAAAUGAUCCUUUUCUCUGUUUCAGUUGAUUUUCUAGUUGUGGCAGGAAGGGUGAAGCUGUCAUGGUUCAAUCAUCGUAUCGUCAUUCACUGUUCAAUUUAUGCGUAUCUUGUUUUCUCGUUUCAGGCUUAUUGUUCGUUCUGAAGCCAUUUGUACUGAUGGGGAGCCCUUUCAUGUCACAAGGAAACAUAAUUUUUUUUUACAUAAUUACUGGCAACACCAAUGAUUUAGUUCUUGAAUUUACCAUUGCCAAUUUAAUGUUUUCCUAUGGAUAAUCAAUUUGCAUAAA
Messenger RNA from Nymphaea colorata (pocket water lily), 2159 nucleotides. RefSeq lists its product as uncharacterized. The record is from RefSeq and is a predicted model, not a curated record. The transcript is spliced from 7 exons. Bases 280 to 1836 code for a protein of 518 amino acids. Gene Ontology annotation, molecular function: catalytic activity. NCBI's taxonomy places the organism in Eukaryota, Viridiplantae, Streptophyta, Magnoliopsida, Nymphaeales, Nymphaeaceae.